AUGGUGUUGAAGCCGUUGUGGUUAUCAGCAGAGUAUUGUACUGUGCGCACUGAGCCAUCGGCAACGGUAUUCGCCGUGAACGACGUCACCGUCGCGGCUAUCAUGCUGGAACUUGUUGUCAGUGUAUCGUCGGCCAGAGAUGAGACACAUCCAUAUCUGGCUAGCGAUAAGUCGCGCCGCAGGUGCAACGUGGCUGAUUAUGGGUGCGGAGUAGUGUGCUGGGGCGCUGGCGUAAGCUACGGGGGCAAUGCCGUAUGCGGCACGGGGUUGUUCAUGACGCACGAUGUUCUGGGAAGAGACGGCGUGGCCGGUGGCGAUACGGGCGGGAGCGGCAUAAGUGGCAACAGGGGCAGCUUGGUAGGCGAGGGGAGCAGCAUGAAUGGCCACUGGGGCGGCGUGGAUAGCCUGGGGCUGGUCGUGUCGCACGAUGCUCUGGGAGGAAACGGCUGCGGCCGA
Messenger RNA from Iphiclides podalirius (scarce swallowtail), 456 nucleotides. The record is from the annotation of a GenBank genome assembly. Lineage: Eukaryota; Metazoa; Arthropoda; Insecta; Lepidoptera; Papilionidae.